Molecule: messenger RNA, 1727 nt
Organism: Ornithodoros turicata
Lineage: Eukaryota; Metazoa; Arthropoda; Arachnida; Ixodida; Argasidae
Gene: Ipk1
Product: inositol-pentakisphosphate 2-kinase-like
Exons: 14
Coding region: 15-1430 (471 amino acids)
Biological process (GO): inositol phosphate biosynthetic process
Cellular component (GO): nucleus
Molecular function (GO): inositol-1,3,4,5,6-pentakisphosphate 2-kinase activity; ATP binding
Source: RefSeq, a predicted model, not a curated record
UCCUGGAAACUAGCAUGGCGGCCGUAGGAGCGGCAAAUGUAUGGCAGAGCGAAGAAACGAAAGAAAUACCGUUGAUAUCACCCGAAAACUGCAAAUUUAGAGGAGAAGGGAACUCAAGUUUGGUCGUCACCUUACGUAACGAAGAACGUGUCCUACGACUUAGGAAGUCGUCCACGUACAAAGAGGAACUCAGCAACUCAACGGAGAAGAAAGUAAAAAAAUGCCAGCUUCAAGCCGACUUCAUCAGUCGUGUCAUGAGGAAACUAUUGGGUUACAGAUUUGUUCGUCCCCCUAUUUUAGUUCCCCUAACCGUAGAAGACGUCAGAAUAAUAAACAAGUGUGUGCAACAUGACAGGCCACUGCACAGGAUGAAGAAGGGUGUGCUGGAAGUUCCAACCCUUGGACUACUGCUCCCAGACUACUGCAUGCUACCAAACCAUCUGCGGAAAUAUGCAGAGGGCCCUGUGUUGUCUGUUGAGAUCAAGCCAAAGCAGGGCUUUCUCCCUUCUUCCCAUGCACUUCCCAGGGACCACCAGAUAAAGGCAUCCGUUUGUAGAUUUCACUUGUCACAGAAUUACAAAAACAGCAAGGGCAUAAUAUCAUCCAUGAGCAUGUACUGUCCUCUGGACCUGUUUAGCGGGUGUCCCCUGCGAAUGCACCAUGCAUUGAGAGAGUUGUUAUAUCACCCGCAGAAUAACCUUCGGAUUUUCAAAAACAAGGAGCUCAUAUUUUCUGAAGAAAUGCAGAGUGGUCUUAACGCAUCCCUAGGAGACUUUUUUGAGAAAUGUGAUCUAGUCAGUAGAGAAGAACAGUUGUGUCAGCUUGUGGGCAAGUCCCUGAGGCAUUCCUUCCCGACGGUGGACAAGGAGUCUCUUCCGAGGACAGCCACUCCCGAUGUCGGGGCUCAGUCUUGUGUUAGGUCUUCUAUUUGUACCUGCUCUUACCAGAAGCGAAGCCAGCAUAGGUUACCCAAGGGGAGUGUCUUAGAAAGGGUGCUCCAACUUCAGUGCCUCUGUUCCAUGGACAUAACUGAGGUCUAUCCUCUGUACGACAAUAUCAAGAAGGCGCUGGGCUGUGAUUCUGAUGAUCUCUCAGUGCCACACUAUCUCCAAGAUGGAUACCCUUGUCCAACACUACCCAAAGCAUUGGGAAAGCCCCAACAGCAAGUGUUUGAAAGCGACUUGGAAUUUGCCUGCAGAAAGAUCUGGGAAUUCCUGGUUGCCCUAACUGCGAGGGACUGCUCGAUAAUGCUUUCUCUGCAACGUCUCUCUCCCCUCGCGGACAUUCCACAGAAGGACUGCAUCGUCGAGGACGCUUAUGGACAACUCUACUUGUUUUCCUUUGGAAUUGUGGACCUCGACCCGAAGGCAGCGAACAAACUCGAAAAGGUGUACUACGAUGACAGCAACAUGGUGAACCUGCUCCCAUGACCUUCGGUGCCACUAACCCACCUCCCAAAGGAUGUCCUAGUCAGGCACGACCCGCUGCACAUCCGUGCCCCACCGUUCCUCUCCUGUUGUUACAUUUGUUGAGAGACUCUAUCCCAACCAUAAUGCGAGCUUAACCCUGUUGUUCUAAACCUUCUUGAGCAAUGUCUCCGGGACACACUGGUAUUUUUAUGGGGUGAGGCAUCUUACAGAACAUAUUUUAUCAUCCCGCGGAAGAAACUUUUAAAACCUUUGUGAUCUACUUAAACGUUGAAUGUAAAUAAAGGAUUAAGAAAGGCA